Rhinichthys klamathensis goyatoka is the source of this 713-nucleotide messenger RNA. Its product is annotated as receptor-type tyrosine-protein phosphatase beta-like. The transcript is spliced from 2 exons. The record is from RefSeq and is a predicted model, not a curated record. Lineage: Eukaryota; Metazoa; Chordata; Actinopteri; Cypriniformes; Leuciscidae. Gene Ontology annotation, molecular function: protein binding. The coding region runs from base 47 to 634 and encodes 195 amino acids.
UGAGGCCGUCAGGUGUCUGGUGAACGUAACCGCAGCCAGUAUUCAUAUGGACUAUUGUGUAAUCAAUUUCACAACACCUGGAAAAUCCUGCAGCUUCAUCAUGACGGAUGCUUCUCACUUCACAAGCUGUUCUGAAGACGAGGAGAGACCGCACCGGUACACAUGCCGGAUAGUGGGUCUGAUUCCCGGUGAGACCUAUGUGUUUGAGAUCAUUUCUGAGAUGGACGGCGCUCGCUUAAACAUCACUGUUCAAACCGAUCCUGCUCCCGUCACAUCAUUGACUCUGCAGAGCAAAGGCAGCCAGGACUCUCUCGAAGCCGUCUGGACUCCUGCAGUCGGACACAUGGAGAGCUACCAGCUGUUUCUGUCUCACUCUGGCUCCUUUGACCCGGCCCUCACCCUUCCUCCAGACGCUUCUCACUGGCUCUUCAGAGGCUUGACACCCGGACACGUUUACCAGGUGUCGGUGAAGACGAAGAGUGGAGAACGAACAGCUGAGAGCAGGACGACUGCAAGAACAGGCAAGAAACAUGAGCACGAGCUGUGCAUUGCACAUGCUGGCAGACACAAACCACUUAAAACCACUUACCACUAUAGAUACUGUAUGACAUAUGCAUAUCUGAAUAACAAAUGAUUUAUUGCCUUGUCAACUAACAGGAAACAUUUUGUAAUGGUUAAGAUGAAACGUUCUGAUAACAUUAUUAAUAUUUGAU